Lactuca saligna is the source of this 306-nucleotide messenger RNA. The record is from the annotation of a GenBank genome assembly. NCBI's taxonomy places the organism in Eukaryota, Viridiplantae, Streptophyta, Magnoliopsida, Asterales, Asteraceae.
AUGAAGAGCAACCUCCUGGGAAAGAAAAAGGACCUAUUUUUGAUGUACCCCAGAAAGUCUGCCAAAGUUGCUUAUCAAGGAUUAAAGGAGUUAGUUAAAUUUGGAAAGUUUGCUGAGAUUGAAGACACUCCUACUGUUAGUUCAACAAAUGAUGAGGUUGCCGACGAACACGUGGCACCCAAACUAAAGUUUCAAUUCGCCUCUGAAGAGAUUAAGUUAUUUGAUGAUGAAGAAGAUCAAGAGGAUCAAGAAAAUGAAUUAACAAAAAAUGAGUUUGAAGAUUUUAUUCAUCAAAGUAUCUCAUAA